This is a messenger RNA of Zerene cesonia (dogface butterfly), 1969 nucleotides long. RefSeq names its product coiled-coil domain-containing protein 149. NCBI's taxonomy places the organism in Eukaryota, Metazoa, Arthropoda, Insecta, Lepidoptera, Pieridae. The coding region runs from base 409 to 1728 and encodes 439 amino acids. The record is from RefSeq and is a predicted model, not a curated record. The transcript has 7 exons.
UAUAACAUAGUAUUACUAAAGCUUUUGUCAAAGACUGGGAUAAUACUACAAGCAGUUAUUGUUGAUUUUUAACUCAAUGUGUUAGAGUUGAUAUUCGAGAUUAUAUCAUAUUCGGUACCGAACCUAAUUUUUCAACUGUUUUUUGGAUCGAUGGAUAUGUGUUAUCACUUAUCAGUAAAAACGCCAGUGAAAUAAAUAGGUAGGAAGUAGAAACCAAUCAGACGUACGAAACUUACAUUCCAUAAUGUAUGUUAGUCGUUACUAAGUUUUAAAUUAUUAUUUUUUAAUAAAUCCAUUUUUUCUCUAAAUACAACAUACAAUAUUUAAGCGUAAAUAAGGAGUGUUUUUUAACGCAAUUAUUAAUUCUUAUGCGGUGACUUGAUCGCUUGCUGGGUUGGAAGAAGAAUUAUGUUUGUAAACAAAAUUGUCAAAGUUAAAUUUCCCGACCAAGACUUGGACGACUAUGUUCUCGAAAACUCUGUCCUCAAAAGUAAGCUACAGAGUAAAAUCGACGCCCUUUCUAUAAUGAGCAAAGAAUUAGAUAAAUGCUGUAUGGAACGAGAUAAAUACAAAAUUUUAGUUGAGCAAUUAAAAAGCAAGAAAGAUGUGAUGCAUGAUUUAGAUAUGCCUGACAGAUAUGCACCAACAAAUACUAUUAGUGGAGGAGAGAUACUAGCUAAAAUAAAAGAACACAAUAACAUAUUAAAGUUGGAGGUAGAAACAUUAAGGAGUAAAUUGGAUGAGGCUACAGGUGACAUUGUUGCAAUGAGAAAACAACUACAGAAGAAUAUGUUACCUGAAGUUACAAGUACCCACAAUAAAACAUCAUGUGAAGAAACAUAUUCAAUUUUAGAUUAUGAACAAUUAGUUCAGGAGCUUGAGAAAAUACAAAAAAAGUAUAAGCAAAUUCAAAUGGACUAUCGAGCUACCCUGGAUGAAAAAGAAGAAUUGGUGUCUGAUCGAGAUUAUUACAAAACCAAAGUGCAAAGAUUGAACCAACAAAUAAGCUUUCUCCUUACAAAUAGGAUAAAAAAAUCAUCGGAUGGUGAUGAUAACUCUCCCAAACCCAUUGUUGAUAUUGAUGCACUGGUUAUGGAAAAUAAAUACCUGAAUGAAAGGAUUGCUCAACUUCAGGUUGAAAAGGAAAUAGCUAAAAGGACGCUGACCAAAUAUAAAAGUUUGCUUGACGGUAGGAGUAAAAAUGACACAUUGAAUUUUAGGAAAGGAUUUGCUGAUGUUAUGACCCAGAAACAAGUUCGAGAAUAUCUUACUAUAAAUUCUAAACCUGGCCUUAAAAGAUCUUCAGUGACAGAAUUAAAAUCACUAUGUUUGGGCUUGUUUGAAGCAUUGAAUGAUAAAUCUAUAGCAUUGCAGCAUCAAAGGAAAACCAAUCAAAUUUUAGCAAAUCGAAUUUCAGAAUUAGAGAAAACAAUGGAAAGUUGGUGUAAUGGCCAAAAAUGUAUCCCUAUAUUUCCAUCACAAAUACUUAUGGAUGAAUUCUUCAAUGACUCUGUUUCAAUCAAGUCUGAAGAAUCUAGAGAGAAACCUGAAAAAGAGCAAAACAAUAUUAACAAAGGUAAUUAUUCUGAUAGUGAAGACAGCAAUAGCGCAAAAGAUGCCAUUCGCGAUAAUAGUAGUAGCGAAAGAAGUAUUUCUAAAAUUAUUCUUCCAGAAGAACUUGAACUUUUAGUAAAAGAGGCGCUUGCAGAAAUGAAAUCUGCAGACUGAAUAUAUCAACUUAUGAAAACAAUAUAGGCACACAAAAGUAUCUUAAUUAUCUUAUAGAUCUAUGUUGCAUAUUAUAAUUCAAAUGUAACUAAGUACCUAUUCCAUAUAGGUAAUAAAAUAAUUUCAAUUUCAUUCCAUCUAAGUUACUUUAAUUUAAAUAGAGCUUUAAUUUUUACCAAAGAAGUAUACUGCUUAUUUAUUAUAGUGUUUUAUUUUAAUUUUAUAUUAUCUAGUCAUUGUU